AUGUCAAAGUCAUGGCCUGCGGGUAUAACCGCACCACUUACGGUGGACAAUGAGUAUAACCACAGCGGAUUGAUCGUUGUACUGACUGCCUUCACUCUGGUUCUAUUCAUUGUUGCUAUUGCAGCACGGAUCAACUCAUCUUCUCAGAAAGCCAGUUUUCAGCCAGACGAUUUUGCCUUCGCUGCGCUCGUGACGGCAGCAUUCAUUCAGGUUUCCUUGGUGUUCGGGCAAGUCCAUUAUGGGUGGGGAACUCGGAUGAAGAGUAUCGAUGCAGGGAGCAAGGAGCAAAUGCUAAAGGUAGAGUUGACCUGCAAUGGGAUGAUUAAGGAUUAUACACUCACACUUCCAAAGCUAGGAUAUGCGGCCGACAUCUUCGCCGUGAUCACUUUGGGUCUUUCAAAAGUGACCACUUGCUUGUUUUAUGAAGGGCUUUUCUCUCAGAUGCAGCGUCGAUUUAUUCGUUCCAUUCUUUUAAGCGUCACUGUUUGGACCGUGCUUGCUGUGUUGCUAUUGGCAAUUCGGUGUACCUCCAAGCCUUGGAACGACAUAGAUACCGCGCAGUGCAGUGGUUUGCUCGCCCGCUGGGAAGCCGUCACCGUCAUCGAUGUUAUCACCGAAGUGCUACUCCUCGUUUUUGCUGGACUUGCCAUCAGCAAAGUCAAAAUCUCUACGAAGAAAAGAAUCAUUGUAUUUUGUGCUCUGGAGAGUAGAAUUCUGCUCAUCCCCAUGUCCGCUGUCCGUGCCCACUUGGUCAAGAUCCAGCUUGAGUCAACGGAUCCAACCCUUUCCGGGUCCUAUGCCACAGCCAUUACCGAAAUAUACCUAGCUCUCAGUGUGACCUGCCUAUUAACGGCAUUCGCGAAAUCUUUCAUUGCGGUCUACGAGGACGAAAAUGGGAUCUCCUACAGGUAUCGGGAGCCCACCACCAAGUCGGAUUCAAAAGGGACUUCUCAGCUGGGCUCGCGAUCCGGUAUGACGCGAUCGAAGGAUACGAUUAGUCGGCGAUUCUCCCGUCGUGGAGAAAGGACAGAGCAUCUCAAAGGAUGGGAGCGCGAAGAAGACCCUAUCAUCGGGCAGGCAGAGUCAGGGCACGGUCUCCAAAUUCUCAGAACUGUGCAGUUGAGUGUGAGAAAUGAGUCUAUAGAGCUGUCAGAGCGAGGGGGUUCUAGUUUAUAG
This is a messenger RNA of Penicillium pulvis, 1176 nucleotides long. RefSeq lists its product as uncharacterized. The coding region runs from base 1 to 1176 and encodes 391 amino acids. Lineage: Eukaryota; Fungi; Ascomycota; Eurotiomycetes; Eurotiales; Aspergillaceae. The record is from RefSeq and is a predicted model, not a curated record. The transcript has 4 exons.